CAUGGCUACGUGACGUUACCAGGGGCUCUCCACCACAGAAACAUGGCCGUGCAGAGCUGGGCUGAGCAACUAAAAUCAUCAAAGAAAACAGCUUUAAUAAACAGCGGAAAAAGGAAGGUCCAUUACCUCUUUGCAGAUGGAAAAGAAAUGGCUGAGGAGUAUGACCUGAAAACAGAUGACCUCAUUGUACGAAAGUGGCGAUGCAAAAGCACACUGGGAGCUCAGGGGCAAUGGCAGAUAGAAGUUGGAGAGUCGCUCACAGCCGCUGGCGCUUCUUUGGAUUCGGAGUUGAUCAAGGAGAACUGCUCCUGUCCUGUCUUCAUGCGUAAAGACACAAAGACCAGUUUCCAGUGGAGAAUCCGCAACCUUCCCUACCCCAAAGAAGUAUUUAGUGUGUCAGUGGAGCCGUCUGAAAGAUGUUGCAUCAUAAAAACCUCCAACAAAAAGUAUUAUAAGAAAUUCAGUAUUUCUGACCUAGAUCGAUGCCAGUUACCAUUGGACUGCUCUGCCCUCAGCUUCACUCAUGCCAGUAACACGUUAAUCAUCAGUUACAAGAAACCCAAGGAGAUCUUAACCCUUGAGCAUGAGCUACUGAAGGAGCUGAAAAAACUGCAGGGGACCAGCGAAGGGGACGGUGACUGCAAAACUCAGUAAAGUCUGACUGUGGGAAGGAGGGAGCGACGCUGCGUUGCAUUCAAAGCGGAACCAAACAUCAACAUUUUCCAAUGCAGUCAGACGUGAGCUUUCAUUUAGUGUCUUUCUUUAUUGGUUCCCUUCAUUAAGAAGACCUCCACUCAGUGCCUUUUCCAUGGUUUAAUGGUUCUCAUUGUGUUUUACUAAUUAGGGUCCAUUUAUGUGAGUUGAUGAAUCAGUGCAGGGGGGUUGUAACUUAUUCAGACAUGUGUAUUUUAUACAGAUGUGAUUCUCUCAAAUAUAUUUAACUAUGUUUUUUAGCCUUGAGUACCUACGCAAAUAUUACAUUUUUUUCACAGAGAGUUAUUGCACAAACAAUUUACAGUCCUCUGAGAAUGGAUGAAAUUUCAUAGCUACUAUAUGUCUUGUUGCUUCUCAUUACAUGUUAUCCUCCACCUUCCAAAACUGGCGAGAAGCAAAUGGGAAGAGGGUCACAUAACAUACCAACCCCCCUUGUAAAACACUCAAAACACACAAUGCCUCGUCCCUGUUCGUUACAGGGUCACCGUUACGAGCACAUCCCAUUUGUGUUAACUGAAUACCCCCAUGUUCCUUGCAUGUAGUGGGCCACCCUGAAAGUCAUUAAUGAAAACUUUGGUUUGCGAGGAAGCUUGUCUUACUGUUCCCCAGAGUCGGCCCUGUGCACCAGGGACACUCUGGCUUUGGAGCUUCCAAUAACUACUCUGUAUUAAGACAGAAAAUGGGCGAAAUGAUUGCAUGAAUUCAUUCCAAAUGACUUAAAAAUUAAUCUCCUGGAAUACACAAAAAAUCCUGUUAAAAAACACCAAGGACUCUCUGCAAAAACAAACAAGAAUAUUAAUUUGGUGUUUCUCAUCUUUCAUUUUGGAACUGUAUGUGAUUAUAUAACACAGUGUAUUGAAGGAGAAAAAUAUACAGCCAUGCUUGACUGCAGAUUAUUUGUCUAUUUUUUUUUUUACCAAGGUCAAUUAAAAAAAAAAAAAUACUACCCUGUAAGAAAUGCUUAGACAGUGGAUAAAAAAGAGCUCCGCUGUUUAAAGGAAACAAUGCCUUUUAAAUACAGAUUGUUUCAACCUUGU
Molecule: messenger RNA, 1751 nt
Organism: Myripristis murdjan (pinecone soldierfish)
Lineage: Eukaryota; Metazoa; Chordata; Actinopteri; Holocentriformes; Holocentridae
Gene: dpcd
Product: deleted in primary ciliary dyskinesia homolog (mouse)
Exons: 6
Coding region: 43-654 (203 amino acids)
Source: RefSeq, a predicted model, not a curated record